AUGAAGAGAGCUAUUAAGGAUGUACUUUCAAGAAGUAGGCAUAGGUUAUGUAUGUGGCAUAUAUGGGAGAAAUUGAAGACAAAGGUUGGUCCUGUUUUGUCAGCAAACACUGAUUUUAAUACAAGAAUGACUCAUGUUGUUUGGAAUGAUACUAUUAUUCCAGAAGAUUUUGAAACUGAGUGGCAUUCAAUAAUGUCUACUUUUGGAUUGGAAAAUCAUAAGUGGUUAAAAGAUAUGUACGAUCUUCGAUUUGAUUGGAUUCCUGCUUAUUACCAUGGAGAGGAUUUGGCUGGACUUAUGCGUACUACGUCAAGAUGUGAAAGCGAGAAUUACUUCUUUGGUCAGAUUUGCAAUCCAAGAUGUACACUUGUUGAAUUUUUCACUCAUUUUGAGACCGCGGUGGAUAUUCAAAGGCAUGAGCAUAGGAGGAAUGAUCAUGAUACAAGGUAUAUUGAGUGUAAACCCUGGAGUGACUUUGUGCAAUACAGCAAACAAGAAGAUGCUUUAAGUAUAAGUUGUUCUUGCAAAUGGUUUGAACAAUUUGGUAUAUUGUGUCGCCAUAUAUUUUACGUAUUACGGUAUAAUGAUAUAACUGAGUUUCCUAGAAGAUAUGUUCAUAGAAGAUGGAUGAGAGAUGUUGUUUCCGUUGGAUCAAAUCAUUCCAAUAUUCGGUUUGAUGAAAUUGGUAGGAAUAGUGAAAUUGAUAAAGUUUAUAGAGAAAUCAUUGUUGCAAAUGAGUAUGUGGUUAAUAGACUGGUUGGCGAUUUAGAUGAACUGUGUCGUUACAGGGAUCAUAUUAAAAGUUAUAUUGAUAAAGCGGAUGAGGUUAUGGUUGCUGUGCCGCCUCCUAGUCGCAAAGAAAGAUUUACUGAUAUUGGAGGGAACUUAGAAAAAUCAGAUUCUAUGAUUCGUGUCCCGAUCAAAAUAAGGACCAAAGGAUGCGUUGUACAAAAAAGGAUCAAGUCUAAUCGUGAGAUUGCAAUUCAGAAAUCAUCAAAGAUCCAGAAAUCGUGCCGUGUAUGUGGUGGAAAAGGACAUAACAGUCGCACAUGUAAAGAUAAGGUUUCAUCUCUUUUUGCUACUGCGUUUUGA
Helianthus annuus (common sunflower) is the source of this 1092-nucleotide messenger RNA. Its product is annotated as protein FAR1-RELATED SEQUENCE 5-like. The record is from RefSeq and is a predicted model, not a curated record. Lineage: Eukaryota; Viridiplantae; Streptophyta; Magnoliopsida; Asterales; Asteraceae. Bases 1 to 1092 code for a protein of 363 amino acids. Gene Ontology annotation, molecular function: zinc ion binding. Gene Ontology annotation, biological process: regulation of DNA-templated transcription. The transcript is spliced from 4 exons.